UCCGCUGAGUAAGGUUACUGGAUACUUUAACCGACUGGCGCCGAAACGAUUUUCCUCGCAUGCUUAGUUUUUCUGCUGUCGAAGAAGACUGCUAUCGGAUGGUAGAUGUUAUCGCAGUUCGCAUGUAGGAAAAGACUGCCGGGGAAAACGGGGUUAGGCGAAAAACUAUUACAGCGCAAUAGAGAUAAACAAUGGGCAAACUCGAUACGACUGAAGUGAUUCGGCUGACUGAGACCGAUUGCCAGCAGAAAUAGCAGCAAGGGAUCUGGAAAAAGUCUCGGACAGACUAUAGGAAGCUCCGUGCUCUGUACUUUCCAUAUUGUUUCUCCAGUUUGAACGUCUACGGCCUGCCACUGAUAGAGAGCGUGCGUGAGUUUGUGUUAUGUUGCAAACUCGGAUCCCCUACUGGUUGAAGUCAGAUCGCCCAAGGCAGGGCAGGCCUUGACAGCUCAUUUGUUAUCCCGUUCUAUAGUAACCCUGGCUUGAUUGACAGAUUUAGUGGUACUAGCUAUAGGCUGCGACAGGCCAGUUGUUAAACUAAGGUUGUGAUGACGGCAGAGCCCAACGUGUUUGGAUCUAUGGAGCUUUACCGUGUUUGACAGUUUGUUUCUUCUUUGACAGGGCACUGGAUUUGUUUAUACCAAUCUGGCGGUGGAAGUGUAAAAACUUACGCAAUAUCUGGACUUAGAUUCGAGAGUGGAGACGCUCUCCCCCUUUACGCCGAUGGCUCAGAGGUUUGACAAUGAACUCCCACAUUACGGGAGUAUGGACGCCUCGGCUAUGUACUCGGACCCCAGGUCUUUGCCCAGUCACCCUCUAACCCACUCCUCCACGAGUCUCAACCACGGCCCGUCCCCCAUACACCAGUACCCUCCCUACACGUCCAGCAGCACAAUGCCGGGCGUGAUGUCAUCGACACAAGACAAUCAACUAAAACGGGAUAAAGAUUCGAUAUAUUCACACGCACUUUUCCCGCUUCUCGCAUUAAUUUUUGAAAAAUGCGAAUUAGCCACAUGUACCCCCCGCGAACCUGGAGUAGCGGGUGGGGACGUGUGUUCAUCAGAAUCGUUCAACGAAGAUAUAGCCGUCUUCAGCAAACAAGUUCUCGCCCGGUCGGACAAACCCUUUUUCUCAGCAAACCACGAAUUGGACAGUUUGAUGAUUCAGUCAAUCCAGGUUUUACGUUUUCAUCUGUUGGAAUUAGAAAAGGUGCACGAACUCUGUGACAAUUUUUGCCAUCGGUACAUUAGCUGUUUAAAAGGCAAAAUGCCCAUAGACUUGGUGAUCGACGACCGCGAGGGUGGGAGUAACAGCACACCCUGCAAAAGUUCAUCAUCUUCAACGACAGUGAAUUCUUCAAAUUCUGAUAACCCCAUUGAACAUAAUUCCGAGACAAAUAACCAGGAACAGAGGCCGCCAUCACAAAGUUUGAAUUACAGCCAAGCCGAUGAUACACAGUCCUCGCGGUCUGGGGAUACACCCGUGCCAUCUAGUCAGCCAAAUACUAAUUCCUCACACAAUGCAGAAAACAACAGCGAGUCAGGUGAUGGCCUUGACAAUAGCGUAGGGUCCGCAGAAGGAACAGAUUGCGAGGACGAUGGAACAGGAGACAGUCGGUCAGCAAAACGCCAAAAGAAACGUGGAAUUUUCCCCAAAGUUGCAACUAACAUCAUGAGGGCAUGGCUAUUUCAGCAUCUUUCACAUCCCUACCCUUCAGAAGAACAGAAGAAGCAGCUAGCUCAAGACACUGGUCUGACGAUACUACAAGUAAACAAUUGGUUUAUCAAUGCAAGACGAAGAAUUGUUCAACCAAUGAUUGACCAAUCAAAUAGAGCAGGUCCAGGAGCACAUGCAGCAUACAAUCCGGAGGCAGGGAUGGGUUACCUUGACAACCAACACAUGCAGAUGGGAAGGUUGCAAGGCAUGCAUGGAGCGGACAUGUACGAUCCGAUGAAGGCAGGGUACUCCCACCUGGAAGGAUCACAGCGCUAUGAUAUGUUGGGGGUUCAGGGGAUGCACCGGACUGAUAUGUAUGCACCCCCUGUCAGCGGGUCCUAUGCACAAAUGUCCCAGUUCAGCCCCCCUGUGCACUCACAAGCAAUGCUGAUUCCUGGUCAUCCACAUCACAUGAUGAUGGGGCACGGCGCCACAGGAAUGGCUCACCAUGGGAUGUCCGCAACCCAAAGUCCUCCCCUUCACGCCAGCAUGGACGGAAUGGGACAGCAUAUACAAGACAUUCACGCUGGAUAAACGCUCAAACGGGUUCUGUCAAAAGUGUGACGAUUCUUGUUGAUCCUCGUUAUAUGUUCCGAAGAAGUGUUUUUUGGGACAAAAUUACGAGGGAUAUUUGGCUGUGGCCGAGCGUCGCCAAACCGGCAGCUGUGCACGUGCUGUGCUUGAUUAUAAAACUCUGUAGUUGUAAACUACGGUGCAGCCACAUGCAUAUGUCGUGACGCGACCAGUUCAACGGGUGGAUGGAUGAACGGAAGAUCAGACUUCUGGGAAUGUGGUGGUGGUGGUUCACAGCAGACGCUGCAAGGGAAUAAGAUUCCCACAAUGCUUUAGUUGACAUUUGCGGUGUGGAGUUUUGACUGGAGGAGUUCCCAGGAGCUGUGCUACAGUGUGUAAAUUCUAACAGGACCUAGUCACAGAGGACAUUGAUCAUAAUGUCUUUUUGCCAUUGUUAAUUUCCUGCCCAUGCCAACACGGUGACAUGACCAAGAUAAGACAUGGCACCGCUAGAAAAAAAAAAUAUUUUCAUUCAAAAAAAAAAUCAUUCUUAGCUCCUGGUUUUGAGUUAAAACUUUAUUUUCUCUUGAGACAAAUGAUAUGGUUAAGUUUCCCCUGCCCAGGAUAUGAUAUGACUGUUAUCACUCCCAUUCCCACCCCUCCCCUGUCAAGUAGCAAGGAAUGUGUAUGUACAACAUUUAUAGACUCCGAUACUGGUGACAUGUUUGUCCUGCAACAGCUUUACAAAGACUCGAAAUACCUCAUUUCAAUGUUUUAAGCUUCAAGAACUGUGUUAAGUUGGAACAUAAAAAUGUACUUGCAUUCCAAAUUAACUUAUUGAAAUUAACUGGAGCUGCAGAGCUGCGAGCAAAGAGGCACGGACGCUUUAUGUCGCUCCAGAUCUCCUGGAGGCUGAACAACGCCUCAGAUGUAGCCCACAUCAGGCAGGGCCUAUGACCAAAGUAUUUUUUAGUCUCUCUAUCUGUCCUGAUAUGGACAGGUCCUAAGGUCUAUAGUAUUAGCCGGUUGUUAUGUUAAUGAAGAACCCAGUCAUUGAACCAAAAUGUUCAUCUGGGUCACCAUGACCUGUGCUAAUUGGGUCACCCUGACCUCACUGUCCUUUUCAAAUUUGUACAUGUAUCAUAGAAAAAUAAGCAAACUUUUGCUGUGUAAAACUUGGUGCAAAAUUGUUGAGUAUUUAGAAUAAAUGCUGUUGAUUUGUGGAAGUUGCUGCAUGGUAGAGAUAAAUGGUGAACAUGUAGAUGUCCACCGUAACAAUCUGUAUGUGACCGUAUUAUUCAACCAAGAUUUGAUGCCCACAGGAAUAAAGAAUCAUUUUCAAACAAUUGCUCAUACCAAAUGUUAGUAUUUUGUUUGCUCGACAUUUUUCUUUAAGUGUGUAACUAGGUAUGUCAUCUUUUCAAAGCAUUUGAAAUCAGUGAGUAAUCUUCCCAUGACAUUGAUCACAGAUUUGGACAUUUGACAAGAGCAAGAGACCAGGAAGUACACUUCAGUUCUCUCUCUCUUGAUAUCACAAACAGCGACGUUUGUUUGCAUCAGGUGACCGAUCUGUGAUGAAAGAUGCAUGAUGAUAGGUAUCACUUGAUUUAUGGCAUGGCAAGUACAAAGUGUAUUCUGUCAAAGUUUGCAUUUACAAAUCAGUCCUUCAAAAAUAUUUUCUUGUAUCUUUUGGGUAAGCUGAGACAAAUUCAUAAAAGAAACCAAAUGAUUUCUUCAUAAUAUUAUGUGAUUUAGUCAGUGAACAUAGAAACAUGUUUUAAUUAAGUUUUGUCUUGGACAAUUAAAAACUAGAUAUUGUCAUUCACAAAAUAACUGUAUAGAAUAAAUAAUGCAUUUUUGAACAUAGAUUAUGAGAAUAUAUUCAAUUCUCAGUACCCAGAAGUCUAAUUUAGUGUCAGAAGUCACUGAUCAUUAUAAAUAACAAAACCCAUCUGAAAAUAUAUAUUCCAUUAUUCAUAAGGCAGGUUGCUUGGUUGUUUCUCAACACUCUUUUCUGAAAUCUUUCUUAAGAAGGCAAAAGAAUGUGUUAUAUUUCAUAAGAGGUUCAGAAAAUAUGAAAAUAAUACAAGUUCUUUGUCAUCUUUCUUCUUAUGUCUUUAAAGUAGCCAUUAAUGAUUCUCACACAAAUAUCCAAACUGCUUGAGCCGAUGUCUGACCACAUCAUUCAGGUCUCCUACUAAAUGUUUCUCUUUAAAACCACAUAUUUUGAACAAACUUUAACUAUAUGCAGAGUUAAUGUUUCUGAAAUGUAUCUUUCCAUCAUGACAGAACAAAAACAAGUUUCCAAGUUUAAGAACUAUCCCACCAUACACCUCUUUUGGACAGCCAAUAUAUCAUACAUUUUGUUUGGAAAACAAUACUGAACAAUGAAAUUGCAUAGAUGUGUUAGAGAACUGUUGGACAUAUUAAAACAAUACUGUCAAAAUGGCAGUCAGAAAUAUCAAGGGAGACUACUCUCUAGACAAAUCAUCAUGGGAGAUAACUCUGUAAUGCUAGCUGCUGCUCUUAUGUUUGAUGUCAAGCACAGGAAGACAAUCAGAGAGGGAAGAUCAGGGUUUAACCAGAUUUAUAACAUAAAUAGCCGAUAAUAUUUUUAUUACAAUGUACAGUUUUGUAGAUACUGAACAUACAAGUUCCUUCAUGUUGUGGAAGAUUCACAGGUCAUUUGUUGUAUAAAUCUAACUCUGUUUAUAGUGUUCAUACCUGUCUGUAUUUCGUGUAUUAAUGUCACUCUGCUUCAAGUCAACAUUUUGGUGUAGCUCAAGCCCAUCUUUGAUGUUAUUGUGAGAAAAAAGGGAAGUAACUGGGUUAGAUAUCAUUGAACCUCGCUAGACUCUGUGUGACAUAUCAAUUUGAUAUUUACGUGUAAUGUGCAAGAGGUGCAAGUAUUUAUAUUUCUGUUGAAGUGAUGGUAUGUAUAUAUGUGGAUUUUGUCUAAUCACAUUAUGACGACAUGCUUCCUGUGUAUUAACUGAGUUCAACUUCAUCAUAAUCGCCAAAGAACUUUCUUUUCCUCAUUUUCCAUAUCUAGAGUAUGAUAUUAGAUUAUUUCUGUUCAAGAUAUGCAAAUCUUUAUUUCACUGAAAAUUGAUAACUGUGUUUUCUAUUUCUGUGAUAAUCAUUCAUCAAUAAAAAUCAAAUUAUUUGCCAAAUUUUUAUUUUCCAUUGCCAAGCUUUAACUUUGCUGACUGUUGUUCAAUACACUGAUUACACCAAAGAUUACUAUUUAUUUGCUUCAAAUUGAAUGCCACACAAAGUUUUAAAAACAUGAUCUGUAAUUCAUACACGGCAGGUUUAAAUAUUCAUAUUCCCUCCCUGUAUUCCAAAUGGACUCGUCCAAAGAAAAUAGAAUUUAAGGUCCAUUAUGGGAAUACAAGGGAGAGAGAAACUCAUUCAGCUGUACUCCACUUUCUUUAGCUUUCAAAUAAUUACAGACCAGAUUUUUGGUUUUGCCAUGAACUCUUGCAGAAAUAAAAAUAUCUUUAUUAUGGAAAUAAAA
This is a messenger RNA of Haliotis rufescens (red abalone), 5749 nucleotides long. Its product is annotated as homeobox protein Meis1-like. The transcript is spliced from 12 exons. Lineage: Eukaryota; Metazoa; Mollusca; Gastropoda; Lepetellida; Haliotidae. Gene Ontology annotation, biological process: brain development; eye development; positive regulation of cell population proliferation. The record is from RefSeq and is a predicted model, not a curated record. The coding region runs from base 724 to 2250 and encodes 508 amino acids. Gene Ontology annotation, molecular function: DNA-binding transcription activator activity, RNA polymerase II-specific; RNA polymerase II cis-regulatory region sequence-specific DNA binding.